CGUCGCCAGACUUGCACAGAUAUUGGAUAAAUGGGUUGCAACAGGGUUAAAAGUAACGCUCUGCUUUGUUAUGGUCAACUUAGCAUAUAUGAGAAAGUACAUGUACAAUAAAAUAUUACAUUUAUCCUACAUAUAUUCAAAGCUAAAAACAAAAACUUUCCGUAUUUUCGUUUCAUAACUGCACCCGAUAGCAGUUUAAAUUUUGAAACAGUCAGAAUGCUUGUUCAAAAAGUUGAUAGUUCAUCCGCAAUUUCGCUUCUGGUGGACCAAGCAAGAGCAGCUGAUUUGGAAUGGAGAUUGUAUCAGAGGAAACUGGAGCAAACACUUUUUCGUUUGCGGUAAGUCCACAUAGUAGCUAUUACCCAAUUAUCAACAUAAAAAAAAUGAAAUAAAUAAAUUUAUAUCCUCUGCACGAGACCACAGCAUUUAUUUGUGCAUGUACAGAACAAAACUUAUAAUAUAUAUAUAAUAUAUACAAACAAAUUGAAACAAGACAGGGCCCGAGUGCAGAUAUCAUCCUUGCUCGAAAUGUAUUUUCUGUUGCGCUUUUCCCAGUUGCAAAAAUAGCAUCUGACUCUUCUGGAACUUUAAGUGAAAUUAGAUUCUGGCCGGUUCUAUCAUAACCAUAAUGCUUGCAUACAAAUUUAAAGUGAAGACGUAAAAAAGUCGGAUGGUUAUUAAUGAAAUUCUGUGGGUAUUGUAAAAUGAUAAUUAAUCCUCUAAAUAAUUCAUGUUGAAUAAAAUUCCAUUAUAUAUGAUUCAAGGGCACAGUAACUCUUCACAGUAAAUUCUUCUUUCCUUGGCCGCGAAAUAAAACAAAUAGUUCAGAUAAGGAUUGAGUGUGAUUUUAGUGAGCAUAUUAAGAUGUAUCGCCGCACCGGGACCUUUACAUAAAAGUCUUUGACUGUAUUCGCCUACUGCAAUUAAUUCGGCCGAUGUAGCCUAUGCCCUAUGUGACAAUGAUUAUAUUGACUUGUAGGUGAUAAAAUAAGCUAAGAUCAAUAUCGUCUUAUCAAAAACGGAAAUACAAAUAUUCGUAACAUUCUCUGACCAUGUUAUUGUAAAAAUAAUGUGGCUCAAAACGAAAUCACGUAAUCGAAUUUUAAGCUGGACAUUUAAAACGACGAUCUUAAUUAAAUGUGAAAAAGUGAACACAAAAUGAUCAACACGAGCCGAAGACCAAAGCGAAAUAAUUGAAUAAUAGGCAUUCGAUCUUGUAUUACCGAGGAACAAGCUGUUUAGUUUGUAUAUUCUAUCAACAUACCUUGAUACGCGAUACCACCAUCCCGUGUUAUGACAUUGUUUAAUAUCAGUGAGACGCUUUAGCGAAGUGUUGACAUAUCCUUGUUAAGAUUAGCUGAACCAGUGUAAGUACAUAGUAUUUUUAGAUUAUCGAAGAAAAAACAAAAACGAGAUUUAGUUUAAGUAAUUAGUAGUUUCCUAGUAAUUACUUUAAUCAAUGUUGGCAUAUUUUAGAUUGAGCAUCGCACAAUAUAACCAUUAGAUUAUUUUGCAGUAUGCUCACGAAACGGAGAAGUGAAUGUCCUUCUUUGCGUUGAUCCACAAUAUGAAUAUUUAUAGUUACAUUUAGUUGAAAUAUUUACUUCAUUAAGAUCAUGUCGCUUAUGCAGGUUUCCAUACGGUGGAAUCAAAAUCAAUCUCUAGCGCAACAAUUGCCAAGAUUCAUUCAGACGGAGGGCUCACCGUUUAAACCUCUACAAAGCAGGAGAGCUGCAAGGAGUUAUCCUGGAAUAACAUCAGGAUUCGUUUCAGCAAGAGAUUCUGAUCCACGAGCUCCAUCGACAGCAUAUAGACUACCAAGACUUCCUCUUGAACGACAUCUGAGAAGUCGGUUGCAAAGAGAUUAUGUAUACAAGGAACCUCUGAGUGAAUCGCAUUUUCUUAUACACAAAGAUCCAAGAACUGGGACUCCGGCUGGACCAGGUAUAUCACCUGAUCUGCGGAUAAAACCAAGAAGCACAAAAUGCCGUCGCCCACCGCAAACUGCUGCUGCGCUUACAACAACUAUAGAAAACCAUUCAUUUCCUACAGGUCUGAAGGCACACAGAUUAAUUCCUCAUUGGAAACAUGCGAUUUCAAACGCUCCCAAUUUGCCUAUAAUACAUCUUCAACGGAAUAAACCUAGAGAUCCUGGAACUCCUCCUCAAUCAGAGAUAGACUACAGCCAUCACCUGCCAACACUGCAUAUACAUACACAAACACCUACGCCAAGUCCGCCACCUACAACAGCACGACAACCACAAGAGAAUUUUCCUCUUCCACCAUCAGUGCAUACAUCAGAUGAAGAACGAAAAUUAACUUGGCAACUUUCGCCAUACGACAACAAAAACUUUGACAAACAAGGACUUGGUCCAAAUCAGGGGCCAUUCUCGCGGGAACUGCCAAGAAAGUGCAUGCCACCAGCUAACUGGUUGCGUAUGAAAUUGCGAACUAGAAUUCAAAUGAGAAAACGGCAACAACUAAGCGCGACGGUGAAAUAAAAAUCAACCAGCCGUGUUUACAUCCUCAGCACCCGGCGGCAAGAGUGACAAUUAUUCUUUGCCCAGAGAGCCCUCUACAAAAAAAAUGUUUCAUUUAUGCCUGCUUACGGAUACCAAUCGGUUGGCACAAAAAGCUUGAAAUAUUUGCCAGCCCGAAUUUUCUCUGGGAAUCAACGCUGAGCCCCAUUUGCAUGAAUGAAACUCAUUACGUGAAUACCCCAACAUCCUGCCACCAAAUUAUCUAUCCUGACCCAGAACAUAGUCGUGAUUGAAUCCAACUUCAUAUGCUAACUCUAACCACUUGCCCUGAAAGUAUGUCUACCAAAACUCAGAAGUGUGUUGAAACGGGAAAAGACAUUUUCGUGACACCGUUUCCAAAUCACAAGAGUGCUCCAGAAGUAUGUAUACCAAGAUGGCGCACAACCUGAACCCUAACCUGGUACACAUACUAUUUUCAGGUUGUGCACCAAAAUACUUCCGGAGGUCCGUCAAAAGGAUUAGGUCUUUCGUAAUCACUGAACACCAACAUUUUUGGAGCAGACCAGAACCCUAAACAAGCGAUUUCGAGG
Messenger RNA from Styela clava, 3070 nucleotides. Lineage: Eukaryota; Metazoa; Chordata; Ascidiacea; Stolidobranchia; Styelidae. The record is from RefSeq and is a predicted model, not a curated record.